AUGGCCGUAAACACGUCCUCAGCCUCUAUAGAACCUACCUUACAACCAGAUGGAUCCACAAGUGGCAAUUUCACCCUAGAAAACAUCCUCGGAAUGAACCACGAAGCAGUUGAACACCCACAACUCAAGGAAAAAGAAAACAAUGUUGAGAUGAAUGACUCUGAUGAAGAACUCAGCCAUAUAUCAAUCGAAGCAUCCAAGGCGCCCAUCUCUACCCAGUUACUAGGCGCCCAACCUACAAUUGGAUCCAAAGUCGGCGAGUGGUUCAUCGACCAUUCGAAAUACAUCCCUCUUCAACUCACAUACGCUGGCAAGCGUGCAGAGCACUUGAGUGCUACUGAUUGUCCAUCUCCUCUCUCUCAUUCUCAUUCUCCUCCUUGUCUUCUUCCCUUCACCUGCUCUUGUCCAUUGUCUGUAUUUGUCUGA
Suillus plorans is the source of this 426-nucleotide messenger RNA. RefSeq lists its product as uncharacterized. The record is from RefSeq and is a predicted model, not a curated record. The coding region runs from base 1 to 426 and encodes 141 amino acids. The transcript has 2 exons. Lineage: Eukaryota; Fungi; Basidiomycota; Agaricomycetes; Boletales; Suillaceae.